Messenger RNA from Macrosteles quadrilineatus (aster leafhopper), 679 nucleotides. Its product is annotated as ctenidin-3-like. The record is from RefSeq and is a predicted model, not a curated record. The transcript has 2 exons. The coding region runs from base 85 to 576 and encodes 163 amino acids. Lineage: Eukaryota; Metazoa; Arthropoda; Insecta; Hemiptera; Cicadellidae.
CUGAAGAUAGACAUUUGCAUCUGAUCAAACUGUUCUUUGGUGUAUAUAAGACUCUCAAACUACAAUACACCAAGUGCAUCCAAUAUGAGGUUCUUGAUUGUGUGUGUUCUAGCUGUAACCCUUGCGGUGGUGGUUCUCGCAGAAUCCGAACCUAGAGGGUUUGGCGACAGCAGCAGUGGCAGCUAUGGUGGGGACGCUAAAGGAAAGAUUAAGAAUGGAGGCAAUGGGCAAGGACAGAAACAAGGAAACGGUGGUUAUGGAGGAAAUCAAGGGGAGAAGAAGUAUGGUGGUGGCUCCUACGAUGGAGGAAAAAGCAAUGGCAAAACAGGAAGUGGCCACGAAGUAGCAGGAAAUGGCAAAUGUGAAUCUGGUCAUGGCAAAGGUGGAUCAGGCUAUGAUAAAAGCAGUAGCAAAACAGGAGGCGGUCACCAACAAGGAGGAAAUGGCAAAGGUGAAUCCAGUUAUGGCAAAAGCAAUUCUGGCAGUGAAAAAUCAAGCGGCAGUUCAGGAUUCAAGAGCGGUGGCUCCCAAAAAGGAAGCUUCCAAAAUGGAGGUGGAUCUUCCAAAAAAUACUAAAAUGUAGAACCAGUCUCUUGUAGUACUGCUUAACAAUUCUAAGUGUUAAAGUUUUACAUUUUAUGUAGUACAUAAGUGCAUGCUAUUAAAUAUCUUAAAGGAA